Messenger RNA from Styela clava, 2410 nucleotides. Its product is annotated as SH3 domain-binding protein 5-like. NCBI's taxonomy places the organism in Eukaryota, Metazoa, Chordata, Ascidiacea, Stolidobranchia, Styelidae. The record is from RefSeq and is a predicted model, not a curated record. Gene Ontology annotation, biological process: intracellular signal transduction. Gene Ontology annotation, cellular component: cytoplasm. Gene Ontology annotation, molecular function: protein kinase inhibitor activity.
UUGAAUUUCUUCUAGAUGAAUUUAUGAUAAUCUGAUCAAUAACAGUUAAUUUAAAUUAAAUAAAACGAGUAAUUAUGUGCGACCAAUUGGAUCCGAGAGUGCAUCGUGAAUUGGAGCGUCUGAACGAAGCUAGCAAUGUGAUAAAUAGAUUGGAAAAUAAACUGAGUGAAACCAGGAACCAGUACCGAACAGCCUUAUCAGAAUCUACACAUCAACUUAAUUCAUUAGCGAAAAAAUUAGGAGAUUGUGUCACGAAAGCGCGUCCGUUUUACGACGCAAAACAAGUUGCAAAAGAAGCGCAGUUAGAAACUCAACAUGCUGCUGUAAGAUUCGAGCGUGCUGUGAGUAUGCAUGUCGCGGCACGUGAAAUGGUCGCUGUUGCCGAACAGGGCAUGGAAAACGGUGGUGACACUACUGACACCGCCUGGCAAGAAAUGUUAAAUCACGCAACUUUGAAAGUUAACGAUGCUGAAUUGGAACGAAUCGCAAGUGGGGAGGAACAUCAAGAAAAAAUGGAAUUGUUUAAAAAAGCUGAAUCAAACAUGAACGCUUUGCAAAAAAAAUUAAAAUUCAACAUUAUGAAAUCACGAAAAUAUUUCGAAUUUAAGGAACAAACAAACGCACGAAUUGAAGCCCUCGUUGCGCUCGUAAAAAGCGCGGAAGCACAACUCUCAAAAGCGAAGAUUGAUUACUCCCAAGCUCUUAGAAGUCUCGAGAACAUUAGCAACUCCAUCCACGAAGCGCGGAAGUCACUAGGAGAACGAGGAGCAGGCGUUGGAGCAGAAGACGAGCCCGUGUUACAAGAAUCUGAAGCAGAAUUAAAGAUUGAAGCAAUUACGCAAUUUUCUUCAAAAAUAGAGGACGAUGAAACUUCAAUUACCAUGGAAACGGUAAAAAAUAACAAUGGCAAAGAAGCAAAGGUUAUUUUAUCUUCAAAAUUAACGAGAUCAAAAACAAGUGAAAUAUUACUAAGCGUAGCUGAUUUAAACAGAGUACAAAUUAAGUAAAAAAAAAGCAUAUUUCAGCAUUUUUUUAUUCAAAACAAUUUAUUUAUUUCUGUUAUUAUUAAAGUGAACAUUGCCAUUUAUGUAAUUUUUUGAUCAUUUUCAAUUUUGUCGUGUCAAUUUCUUAACGAGUCUCACCUUGUUAAACUUUAAAAAAAACUUUUUUAUUCCUACCAUUGAUGAAAGGGAAGGGGGCUUUUUCCGUAAGUUUAUCACCUUGUUAAUCCCCUUAUGACCUAAGUUCCUGUAUUAUGGAAUUGAACAUACCUACCGUAUAUGACGUAUAUAUUGCAUAUAAGCUGACCCUAUGAAUCAUAACACACCAUCGCAUCUAUCACAGCAAAUGGUUGCAGAAAAGAAUUAGUGCAGUCAGAGUUAUGCGUGUAUAAGCCAACCCCUUAAUUUGGCAACUUUUCCUUUGAAUUUUGAACUCGUCUUACAUGCAGAGAUAUACGGAGAAAAAAUAAGGUAGUUGCAAAUUUGGUUUGACAUCUUAGGUUCUCAUGCUCAUCUUCGGCAAUAUUUUGUACUGGGCAGAUUCUGCAAUCCAUGUUGAACUAUUGAAGCAAAAGUUUAAGCAAAUUUUUUUUUUUUUUCAUUUUUAUUGAAAGUAAUGGCCUAUAUGAAGUUGUCACGACUGAUCGGGUCUUCAAAUUACUUUCUGUUAAUUUAGCUGUAUUAAAUUAAUCUCUUCUAUGUUUGUUUCACAAAUUUUUAAAUAAAUUGGUUGGGUUAUCCGCCUGGUUUCUAUAAUAUCCUAUGAACAGAGGCGAAGGAAAUAGAUUAAAAUACCAGGGGGAGGGGGUAACAGGGUACCCGAGUUACUAACUAACUAUCUUGCCGUUCAUGGGUGCAGCAGGCGCCCCGAGUUCCCAGCCAAGCCAUUUAGUGUGGUCCUUUUCAAUACUCAGAUUUUUCCCCAUCAAGCAUAAAAUCCUAAUUGUUAGAAUACAUUGUUUUUUUGCUCUUGUUGUGCGCUAAAUAUUCCAACAUUUUGCCUGGUGCCUUUAUUACUGGAAGUCUCGAGCGAUAGCCGCCUUCCGCAUUUUAUAGUGGAUAUAUGGCCCACUGACAAAAGAUGUUGCACAUCUCUGCUAUGGUUUAACGUAACGUUUGUUUAUUUUUUGCGAAAGUUAUUAUAGCCUCGAUGAAGUAUUUAAACUGAUAGGGCCAUUGUUUGUUUUAUUCAUGUUACUGUGUUAUAUGAUCCGAAGCGAAAUCAAUUUUUAGCUUGGUGAUAGUUUUUUAGAUGUGGUACCGGUAUUGGAGCGCAAGGUUUUGGAAUUUUUUUCAAUGUGCAAACUGAAGCUUGUUUUGUUAUUUUCUUUUGCUAGAGAUAUAUUGUUUAUUUGUAUGUUGCCAGUUUUUCCAUUGGCUGUGAUUAAUAGAAAGAGGAAUAAGCUUGA